This is a messenger RNA of Sabethes cyaneus, 1395 nucleotides long. RefSeq names its product putative transferase CAF17 homolog, mitochondrial. The transcript has 2 exons. The record is from RefSeq and is a predicted model, not a curated record. Gene Ontology annotation, cellular component: mitochondrial matrix. Gene Ontology annotation, molecular function: protein binding. Lineage: Eukaryota; Metazoa; Arthropoda; Insecta; Diptera; Culicidae. The coding region runs from base 166 to 1167 and encodes 333 amino acids.
AUAAAAACAAUAUUUUUAUUUUCGCAUGAACGAUCACUGUUAAAUUUCGCGGAAGCCGUAGGAAUUUUCAGUCUGUUGUCUGUUCGGUUCGUUCCUGUUUCGUCAGAAGCAAUAAACGCAGAUUCGUGAAAAAAUCAAUUUUGGUAAUUAAUAUUUUCCAACUAGAUGUAUUGCUUUAAAAAAAUCAGACCAAUUACGCAUCGCAUAGGAAAUUCGUAUGAUAUGCGUUCAGUUCCAAGAUUUAAAUCGUAUAGUAUUGCUUUAGAACAUUUGAAGCAUCGAUCGCUGUUAAGGCUGCAAGGAAUUGACUCAGCGACAUUUUUGCAAGGAUUGAUCACUAACGACGUAAAACAUUUUGACCAAGGAAGUAAAUCACUCUAUGCGAUGUUUCUCAAUGCAUCAGGUCGAGUUUUUUGCGACAGUCUCAUAUACCGAGAAGCAAGCACGAACAGUUUCUUAAUAGAAUGUGAUAGUGAUAUCGUGGAAAAUCUUAGACGUCAUUUAAACUUAUAUCGUGUCCGAAAGCAAAUAGAUAUUUCUAUAUCUGAGUAUCUUGUAUGGGCUGCAUUUAGUCCUGAAAUCCUAGAAGAUUCGCUUUGUGUGACAACAAAACAAGAUGAAAAAAUCGUAACUUUUUGCGAAGAUCCUAGAUCGAAACAUCUCGGUUAUAGAUUGAUUGUAAAUAGAGGAGUUCAAGAAGAAUUCAUCAAAAAAUGGUGUUUUCCUCUUACUAACAUCGAUAAUAAAAUCAAAUAUCACGAGCAACGAUAUACGCUCGGAAUUGGAGAAGGAAUCGUCGAUUUCCCCCCAGGCAAGUGCUUUCCAAUGGAAUGCAAUUGUGAUUUUUUGCACGGCAUUAGCUUUCAUAAGGGUUGUUACAUUGGCCAGGAAUUGACAGCCCGCACCCAUCAUACAGGCAUUAUAAGAAAGCGGUUGAUGCCUCUAGCUUUUGAAGCAUUGAUAGAUCAAAAUCUCGAAGAUGCCGAAGUAAGUUUGGUUGAGGGUACAGUUGUUGGGAAGCUAAGAGGAAAAGCAGGUCGUGCGGGGCUCGGAUUGCUUCGAAUAGAAAAAGUAAUCGAUAAACAACGUCUUAUAGUGGGCAAUAAAUAUUUCUGCACAGUUUACCGCCCUUGCUGGUGGCCGAAGGAAAUACACAAAAAUAUUUAGUUCUAUAUGUCUACGGAAUAUCCUGAUCGAGAGCAAAUUUUUACAUGCGAUUUGUGUCACUGGACUGAGGUUUACCAUUAUUACGGACGAACUACUUCAUUUACCAAUAACAUGCAAUAUCACGAGAAUUAUUUUAUAAUGAAAGAUCCUUUCUCUUCUCCACCGUCAUCGGUGCAAGCCAGUCCAGUGGAGUAUUCAAUUGUGUUGGGGAGCAAUUGUCACAUGUGC